AUGGCGGUGGAUCUUUUAUCGGAAAAUUCUAAUAUGAGUCCAAGAAUCUCUUUCUCUCGUGAUUUUUGUCAAUCGGAUGCAAUACCAAUCGAGAAACGUCCGUUACGAUCACCGUCGAAUUCUAAACCGUCGAGUCUCAACUCAAGCAUCGAUUUCGAUUUCUGCAUUCCCGGCGGCGUAACUUCCGGCGAAAGCUUCGACCAAGGCUCUUGGUCCGCCGACGAGCUCUUCCGCAACGGCAAAAUCUUGCCGACGGAAAUCAAGAAAAAACCCGAAUCGCGCAGUCCGGGUCGAAAAGGAUCCGAUACCGGUACACCCGAACCGAGUAAACCGGAUUCGAGAAAACAGAGGAAACCGGUCGAAGAGGAAGAAGAUAAUAAUAACGCCGUCAUAACGGAGGAGAAACCCAAUACGAAGUCGUUUUGGGGGUUUAAGAGAAGCAGCAGUUUAAACUGUGGAAGUAGUUACGGACGGAGUCUAUGUCCGUUACCGUUACUAAACCGAAGCAAUUCGACCGGUUCGACUUCGAGUAAACCGAAACAGAGCGCGAGGAAACACACAGCAACAGAGCAUAUAAAGCUUCAACAAUCGUCGUCGUUAUCAUCAUCUUCUUCUUCAUCAUCGUCAAGUAACAGUAGUUUUCAGAAACCGCCGUUGAAGAAGAAUUACGGAGGUUACAGUUACGGAAGCCAUGGAGGAGGUGGGAUUAGAGUGAGUCCGGUUAUCAACAUGGUUCCUUCUGGGAAUCUGUUUGGUUUGGGAUCUAUAUUCUCUGGAAAUGGAAGAGACAAGAAUAAGAAGAGAUGA
This is a messenger RNA of Microthlaspi erraticum, 807 nucleotides long. NCBI's taxonomy places the organism in Eukaryota, Viridiplantae, Streptophyta, Magnoliopsida, Brassicales, Brassicaceae. The record is from the annotation of a GenBank genome assembly.